This is a messenger RNA of Arabidopsis thaliana (thale cress), 660 nucleotides long. RefSeq names its product MutT/nudix family protein. Gene Ontology annotation, molecular function: NAD binding; NADH pyrophosphatase activity; ADP-ribose diphosphatase activity. Bases 13 to 660 code for a protein of 215 amino acids. Lineage: Eukaryota; Viridiplantae; Streptophyta; Magnoliopsida; Brassicales; Brassicaceae. The record is from RefSeq and is marked reviewed. The transcript is spliced from 5 exons.
AGAUACUGCAGCAUGGACAGUGAAGCACAACAGAUCUCUUUACUUAUUGGAAAAGAAGAUAGAUACGGCCGUGUUGAAGUAAACCUGAUGGAAGUUGAACCCAUGAAUGCUGAAGAUUUUAAUGCAAAGCUUGACGUUUCAUUUAAGGCAUGGAAGGAUCAGGGGAAAAAAGGAAUUUGGAUAAAGCUUCCUUGUGAGCUUUCGAGUCUUGUUGACAUUGCAAUGAAGAAAGGGUUUACGUACCACCAUGCCGAGAAUGAAUAUGCGGUGCUUAGUUCUUGGAUCUCCGACUUGCCUAACACUAUUCCUGCCAAUGCUUCUCAUCGUAUUGGCAUCGGUGCUCUUGUCCUAAACAAGAACAGAGAGGUGCUUGCUGUUCAGGAGAUCGAUGGUGUUUUCAAAGAUACCGGACUGUGGAAGCUUCCUACCGGUGUUAUUCAAGAGAACAGAGAGAACUUCAGGUACAUGGCUAACAUCUGCUUGAAGAGGUCUCAAGAGAAGGAGUACUUAGGUUUCUCCAAUGUCCUUACCAAGAAUUCAACUGGUAAGGAGAGCUAUCUUUACUGCAGCACCGACCACGCGUACUUUCUCAAAGGAAAGCCUGAUCAUAGUUCUACUUCACUCUUCACAACUCUUUUGAGAAAGUGUUUCUCUAUUUAA